Penicillium verhagenii is the source of this 1077-nucleotide messenger RNA. Its product is annotated as Zinc finger RING-type. The transcript has 2 exons. Gene Ontology annotation, molecular function: metal ion binding; ubiquitin-protein transferase activity. The record is from RefSeq and is a predicted model, not a curated record. Gene Ontology annotation, biological process: protein ubiquitination; ubiquitin-dependent protein catabolic process; mitotic cell cycle checkpoint signaling. Gene Ontology annotation, cellular component: nucleus. Bases 1 to 1077 code for a protein of 358 amino acids. Lineage: Eukaryota; Fungi; Ascomycota; Eurotiomycetes; Eurotiales; Aspergillaceae.
AUGUCUCAAGUGCAGGCGCCUGGGUUAGCAGAUCUGGAGAAAGAGCUGGGGUGCUCGAUCUGCACAGAGCUUCUCUAUCAGCCCCUCACUCUCCUCGACUGUUUACAUACCUACUGCGGCUCUUGUGUGAAAGAAUGGUUUGCCGCACAGGGUUCGCGCCAACGACCCCGUGGUACCUCCCCCAAAUUUACCUGCCCUUCAUGCCGUGCUGAUGUGCGCGGCACACGCCCAAAUGCCACCGUGACAACGCUCUUGGAUAUGGUCUUGACGGCCCAGCCAGAUCGUAGCAGGUCGGAAGACGAGAAGAAGGAGAUCGCGGAACGAUAUAAGCCCGGGGACUCAGUCUUCCCUCAACAGCGCACAGAAGCAGAAAGCACAGACGAUGAGGACGACCAGCGACUUUUGGAGGAGGUUCGAGACGUGAGUCUUCGUGAGAAUCGGAUACACACACGUCGCGAAGAGCGCCGAGAAGAAAGGCGCAGAACGCAGCCUGAGAAUAGCCGAACCAGAAGCAGCAACCCCGAGAGCAGGCAUACGGAUGAUGCCAGGUCCCGACGGAGGCGAGAGGAGGAUGCAGAACGGCAACGGCGUAUUGCACGAGUGCAGUAUGACUCUGAGCAUCUACAUACCAGGCGUGUGGAGCACCAGUCAAGUUUGCGAUCCUUACUCAGCCUUUCUUCCGAGACGGAGACGAUAGAAGAAGAGAUCUUACGGCAGAUUGUUGAGGAAGGGCUGCUGAAUGAUAUCGACCUUGAGAAUAUUGGCCCUGCUCAAGAGGAGGAGCUUAGUGAGCGUAUUGCAGCUGCCUACCGCAGGAGACACAUGCAACAACCGAGCUCCCCUCCAGCGCAAAGGCGCAGGCAAUCUCCCGAAGGCAACCACCGUUCGCAUGGGCAGUCGAAUUCAGCCAACCGAACCGAAGACGUAACUACAAUACCUCGAGACUCCAUUGACAGGCGACCCCCAUAUCCAGACCGCAUCUACUUGGCUCAGCUGCACCUCAGCCCCUUUCAAGUCACCACCGACGAAAUUCGGAACAGGGUAGUAGCAGCCGCAGAACCUCACCCGUCCGAGUAA